Molecule: messenger RNA, 594 nt
Organism: Aspergillus niger
Lineage: Eukaryota; Fungi; Ascomycota; Eurotiomycetes; Eurotiales; Aspergillaceae
Exons: 2
Coding region: 1-594 (197 amino acids)
Source: RefSeq, a predicted model, not a curated record
AUGCCCAUCCGCUCCUCUUCCUCCCUCCUCCUCCUUCUUCUUACUCCCCUCACCCAUCAAUCGUUAAUCCGAAGGAAUGCUCAUCGACGGCGAAAACGAGCUGCUGGCCGUUCUCCGCGACUCUCGGCGUCUCCGACGACCUUUUUACCCAUUGCGCCGCGGCCGUCAAUCUCGCCGAGUACUAGUGCCGCCGCGAGUGCGAAUUCCCCCCUUCCUCCUGCUGCUGCUGCGGCUGCGGCUGCGGCUGGCGCAUACGCCUCUGUUUCCGCUGCGACGACUCUCCCAGGGUGUACUACGGCAACAGCAGCAGGAUAUCUCUCGCCACCACCAAUCGCAUCCCUCCCGCCAUCAUUCUGCUCCAUGGCCGCCACCCAUGACAGCAUGGCCAUGGCCAUGGCGAAUCCAUUGCUUGUGGACGCGCAUCGCAUGUACAGCGACCUGGCCGUAUCCUUUGCAGAUAGCAAUGCCAUCUACGCGCUCGAUGAAAUGGGAUUAGAUGACGUCAGUGCGACAAUGCUCGCGGCAGAUCCCGUCUUCCAGGGGAACGAUUGGGAUUGGUUACACGACGAUCACCACGAUGGUGGUGUGCUCUAA